Funneliformis caledonium is the source of this 324-nucleotide messenger RNA. The record is from the annotation of a GenBank genome assembly. NCBI's taxonomy places the organism in Eukaryota, Fungi, Glomeromycota, Glomeromycetes, Glomerales, Glomeraceae.
AUGUCACAGAUUGAAUUCCGUCGUCAAAUACACAUCCAAUCGGAGCAAAAACGACGCGCUGAGAUCAAGGACGGGUUCGAAGAGCUUCGCAGGCAACUUCCAACAACUUAUACUGGUCGAAAGUUGAGCAAGGCUGUCUUAUUACAGAAAGCUGUUUCACAUAUGAAAAAUAUGCAAAGGAAGGAAUCUUUUCUUCUUGAUGAAAUCAACCGUUUAACUCAAACGUGUGUAUAUUUGAAUGCGGAGUUAGAGAAAGAGAAAAGGAUGAGUACACUUUAUCGACAAAAACAAACUCUUGACAAAAUAUACGCAAUCGGACUAUGA